GUCCAGUUGGGGAAAGGAACGCGUGACAUGCAAAUUAAGAAUCCACGUGUGCAAGUGCAACAGAAGAGCAGCAGCACCCAAGUACCAAACCAUAAUAAAACCAAACCCUUAUUUCUUCGUCUUCACUUUGACAAUGGAUCCAGCGUUACCCAUUGUAGCGUUAUCGCUUCUCUUGGGUGCCAUCAUCGCAUUUCUCUUUUUCAGCACCUACUACCGGAAGCGGCAAUCCGAAAUCCAAUCUAUCGCCGAUCCCAAUCCCAAACCCUUAUCCUCUAAAGCCCCUCCCAAGAAGCCUCUCUCCAAACCCCAUUCCUCCGACAAGGAUCAAAACAAGCGACAUCAUCCGUUGGAUUUGAAUACCUUGAAGGGUCAUGGUGAUGCAGUGACAGGGAUAUGCUUCUCCCCCGAUGGACGAAAUUUGGCAACAGCUUGUGCUGAUGGAGUUGUGAGAGUAUUUAAGUUGGAUGAUGCUUCAAGUAAAAGUUUCAAGUUUCUGAGGAUUAAUUUGCCAGCCGGUGGUCAUCCAACAGCAGUUGCAUUUUCUGAUGAUGCAUCCUCCAUUGUUGUGGCGUCUUAUACUCUGUCCGGCUGUUCAUUAUACAUGUAUGGAGAAGAGAAACCUAAAACCUCUGAAGAUAAACCACAAACAAAGCUUCCUCUCCCAGAAAUUAAGUGGGAGCAUCACAAAGUUCAUGAUAAGAAAUCAAUAAUUACUAUGUUUGGAGCCUCCGCAACUUAUGGCACUGCGGAUGGAAGUACAAUUGUUGCCUCAUGUUCAGAAGGGACUGACAUCAUUCUUUGGCAUGGAAAAACUGGGAAGAGUGUUGGGCAUGUUGAUACAAAUCAAUUGAAAAAUAACAUGGCUACUAUAUCACCCAAUGGUCGUUUUAUUGCAGCAGCAGCAUUUACUGCAGACGUGAAGAUCUGGGAGAUUGUAUAUGCUAAGGAUGGAUCUGUGAAGGAAGUUUUAAAUGUUAUGCAGCUUAAGGGGCAUAAGAGUGCUGUGACUUGGUUAUGCUUUAUGCCAAACUCUGAGCAAAUAAUCACUGCAUCCAAGGAUGGUUCAAUGAGACUAUGGAAUAUCAAUGUUCGUUAUCAUCUUGAUGAGGAUCCGAAGACGCUGAAGGUGUUCCUAAUUCCUCUUCAUGAUUCUUCCGGUACUACACUGCACUAUGACCGCCUGAGUGUUUCCCCUGAUGGAAAAAUUUUGGCUGCGACCCAUGGCUCCACACUGCAGUGGUUAUGUGUUGAGACUGGAAAGGUUCUGGAUACAGCUGAAAAAGCCCAUGAUAGUGACAUUUCAUGCAUUUCAUGGGCUCCUAAACCCAUUCCAAUGGGAAAUGAACAAGUUUUAGUUUUAGCCACAGCCAGUGCUGACAAGAAAGUGAAGUUGUGGGCAUCUCCAUCUAUCCCUUCAUCAUGAACCACUAUGAUACUGCACCAACCAUAUAGCAUGCCUAUGCAUGCGCUGACAACUAAUUUAUGUUAAAGAGAGAUGAUUCAAAAGUUCUGGGACCUGGUCUCUUCAUAGUUGGUUCAAGCACUUCACAACUUGAUUAGAGCUGCAUGGUAUCAUUGGAAAGUUGAAUGAGAAACUAGGAUGAGCUGAAAUGAUUCAAGCCCUUCAGUUGCUGCUUAGACUUGUAUCUUUCCGAAUUUUUGUGACUAAUAAUUUAUAUAGGCAUAGAGAUAAUGUUGUUGGUUUUGGUUGUGCUAGUGAGAGGCUGACGUGAAAUGAUGAAGUGAUGCGAGAAUAGUGUAUUAGUAACUUUGGAAGAGAACAUAAUGGACAUGUUGCUAGUGGCUACAGUUUGUCUUUUAAAGAAGAAAAAAAAACAUUUUCAUAUUUUCAGGACAAUUAUGAAGGCAUUAUUCCAUCCAAUUUUGAAA
Glycine soja is the source of this 1890-nucleotide messenger RNA. Its product is annotated as transducin beta-like protein 2. The record is from RefSeq and is a predicted model, not a curated record. Gene Ontology annotation, molecular function: protein binding. Bases 134 to 1423 code for a protein of 429 amino acids. Lineage: Eukaryota; Viridiplantae; Streptophyta; Magnoliopsida; Fabales; Fabaceae. The transcript has 10 exons.